GGCGGAAUGCCAUGUUUUGGGUGAACGAGUCCAUCCCGCAUCAAAGUACAUCAUUGUUUCUUUUGCACAUGCCAUCACUUGAGCCGUUUGGUGUUCACAGGCGGACGUUGAAGAAGUGGGGCUGCCAAUACUCAUCUCCAGACUUUCACAUGCCAAACCCCAGCACCUCACCCUGCCAAACCGGUGGAUCACAGGCCACGAUCGCCACUAACACCUGUCGGACGGGUCCUCCCAGACGUUGAGGUCGAGCCGAGGAGGAGCUGCCUGUUGUUAGCGUCGGGGUGUGGCCUUAAAUUGGAAAAUGGUGGAGAUGGUACGAGAAUUUAGAGAGCAUUGGAUGAUGACCGUGUCGAAGAGUCGGAUCUCGGCGGCAUGUGCGCAGCUUCUAGGCGCUCCGUUGGUUUUGAGUCAGGAGGAAGGCUUGCAGCUCCCGGUGAAUGGGCUUCGGUGGUGGAUCCUGGGGACGAAACGAACGAUUCGUGUUAGAUCUCACAUGGCAUAUCCCAGUACUACGGACAACUGCGUUCCAACUCCAGACUACACGUUCGAGAAGUUCCGUCUCUACUGAUGUACACAGCUCCAAACAGUCCA
This is a messenger RNA of Dothidotthia symphoricarpi CBS 119687, 591 nucleotides long. RefSeq lists its product as uncharacterized. Bases 302 to 568 code for a protein of 88 amino acids. NCBI's taxonomy places the organism in Eukaryota, Fungi, Ascomycota, Dothideomycetes, Pleosporales, Dothidotthiaceae. The transcript is spliced from 2 exons. The record is from RefSeq and is a predicted model, not a curated record.